Mustela erminea (ermine) is the source of this 3504-nucleotide messenger RNA. It is a transcript of the gene NUDT12, whose product is annotated as nudix hydrolase 12. Bases 97 to 1485 code for a protein of 462 amino acids. The transcript is spliced from 7 exons. Gene Ontology annotation, biological process: NADP+ catabolic process; NAD+ catabolic process. Gene Ontology annotation, molecular function: NADH pyrophosphatase activity; protein binding; metal ion binding. Lineage: Eukaryota; Metazoa; Chordata; Mammalia; Carnivora; Mustelidae. Gene Ontology annotation, cellular component: cytosol. The record is from RefSeq and is a predicted model, not a curated record.
AAGGCUGAAUCCGGCGCCGGGAAGAGUGAGAGUGGGGUUUUCCCGGUGUUGCGGCUCUAUCCUGCAUUCCUCUACUCUGGUCACCUUUGGGAAGAAAUGUCUUCUAUAAAAAGAAGCCCAAAUCAAGAAAUAAUUUCCCAGUUUCACUAUGCAGCAGCAGAAGGAGAUAUUGCCAGGUUAACAGUAAUCCUCAGUCAUUCUCCAUCUCUUCUCAAUGAAACGUCUGAAAAUGGCUGGACUGCUUUAAUGUAUGCUGCAAGAAAUGGGCACCCAGAUGUUGUCCAAUUUCUACUUGAGAAAGGGUGUGACAGAUCCAUUGUCAAUAAAUCAAGGCAGACUGCACUGGAUAUUGCUAAAUUUUGGGGUUAUAAGCAUAUAGCUAAUUUACUAGCUAAUGCUAAAGGUGGGAUGAAGCCUUGGUUCCUAACUAAUGAAGUGGAAGAUUGUGAAAAUUAUUUUAGCAGAACACUAUUAGACCGAAAAAGUGAAAAAAGAAAUAAUUCUGACUGGCUACUAGCUAAAGAAAGCCAUCCAGCCACAGUUUAUAUCCUUUUCUCAGACUUAAAUCCCUUGGUUACUCUAGGUGGCAAUAAAGAAAGUUUCCAACAGCCAGAAGUCAGGCUUUGUCAGCUGAACUACACAGAUAUAAAAAAUUAUUUGGGUCAGCGUGAAAAGAUCACCUUGAUUUUUCUUGGAGUGGAACUUGAAAUGAAAAAAGAAUCAUUUAAUUAUGCUGGAGAAGUCCCAAGAGAAGAAGAAGAUGGGUUGGUUGCCUGGUUUGCUCUAGGUAUAGAUCCUGUUGCUGCUGAAGAAUUUAAGCAAAGACACGAAAAUUGUUAUUUUCUUCAUCCUCCAAUGCCAGCUCUUCUGCAAUUGAAAGAAAAAGAAGCUGGGGUUGUAGCCCAAGCAAGAUCUGUUCUUGCGUGGCACAGUCGAUAUAAGUUCUGCCCAACCUGUGGAAGUGCAACUAAAAUUGAAGAAGGUGGCUACAAAAGAGUCUGCUUAAAAGAAGACUGCCCUAGCCUCCAUGGUGUUCACAAUACAUCAUAUCCAAGAGUUGAUCCAGUAGUAAUCAUGCAAGUUAUUCAUCCAGAUGGGACCAAAUGUCUUUUAGGCAGGCAGAAAAGAUUUCCCCCAGGCAUGUUUACUUGCCUUGCUGGAUUUAUUGAACCUGGAGAGACAAUAGAAGAUGCUGUUCGGAGAGAAGUAGAAGAGGAAAGUGGAGUCAAAGUUGGCCAUGUUCAGUAUGUCUCUUGUCAGCCAUGGCCAAUGCCCUCCUCCUUAAUGAUUGGUUGCUUAGCUGUGGCAGUGUCUACAGAAAUUAAAGUUGACAAGAAUGAAAUAGAGGAUGCCCGCUGGUUCACUAGAGAACAGGUUGUGGAUGUUCUGACCAAAGGGAAGCAGCAGGCAUUCUUUGUGCCUCCAAGCCGAGCUAUUGCCCAUCAGUUAAUCAAACACUGGAUUGGAAUGAACCCCAAUCUCUAAAUCAAAUAACUAGAUUUUGAGUAUAAUUUAUUUCUAAUAACUUAUUCCUCAAGUGAGAUUAGAAAUAUUUAUUGCUCUUCGGAAUGUCACAACACAGUAUUGGGUUUCCAAAAUAGUUUCAACACGUACUUUCCAUCUUAACCGUAGAAUCUGUGUUUUUGUAAGUUAAAACAUUGCCUCAGUUUUUGUUAAAUCCAAGUCAGCCUGUCCAAAUAUUAAACCAUAUUUCUAUUAAGAAAAAUCAUGUUAUAAAGAUGGAUACUCUAAAAUGUAAACAAACCUAAAUUCCAGUGCCUCUUUAAAGCAUUAGACCGCUCACUAAAGUUCUAUUCUUGAGAAAUAAUUUUAAUGAAUUUUAAGCUUCAUUUCCAGUCAUUGUAUUACCAUAAAGGUUCUUUCAGCCGUCAGUAGCUGAUUUUUGUUCACUUCCCAUUGUAUUCCACUUUUUUUCCUGGUUUCACUAUUCUAGCAGUGGUGCUGUUAUAGUGCUACCAUGUGUCUGUUUUGAUCAGUGUUAAGAAUUUUCUACUUUAACAACUCUGCUAGUGAUCAGAAUACCAUGCCUUCGUGAAAGGAGAGUUUAAGUGAGAGCGUACCUUUAUGUAUGGAACCUCCCCCUUAAACCUAAAAUCAAUUAAUAUGUAUAGUUAUCUAUUACACUCAAAGUUGUUUUUAAGACAAAUCAAAAUUCUCUGCUUUCUCACUGAAAUCAAGUGUAUUUGAAGAAUUCUCCUCAAAGAUCAGAUGUUUAAUAUUUCCCAGAUAGGUUUACAUAUUUAAUAAAAACACUGGCUUUAUGUCAUUUUGUGAUAAGGGAUGUAUCUGUAUUAGCAAAAAUUAUGUAAUCAUUACUAAUUAUAUUUACUAAACUGAAAUGCAACUUUUUGAUUUUGGCCUUAUUUCAACACAUUCUAAGAAGCCUUUAUAAAAUAAGUAUAUCUUAGAACUGAAUCAGCAAGAUUCAGAGAAAAGUAAACUGUAGUAAUUCACAAUUUCACAACAUAGAACUGUCAUAUUUUAUAAGGCUAUUUUGAAAUUGUUUUAAAAGCUAGUCUAUAAAUAUAUAAGUUUACAUAAUUUGGCUCUUUAGUAUUUUAUGUUAGAACUGGAAGAGACCAUAAGGAUAAUAUAUGUAGAUCAGUGACCUUUUAUAGAUAAAGAAAAAGAAAUCCUGAAAGGUGAAUUUAAUUAAUUUAAUCCAUUAAAGUUGAAUCAAUUAAUUAAUCGAUGAAAGUUACACAAUUACAACUUACCAUUGUUCAUACAAUUAAUUGUAAUUAUAGUUAAGUAGCUUAAUUUAAACAAUCUGUCCUAUAUAGCCUAGUGCAGGACUCUUCCUCUAGUAGGAAGUAGAAACUACUAUUUAAAUUAUGGGUAAAGUUAAGAAAUUAAAUGACAAGAAGGAAUGGUAAAACGAAAUUAGGAAUAAGGAAUAAAAAGAAAAAAUUUAAUUUACCAAUAUUGUUAAUUAAAAUUUUAGAAACUAAAAUCAUUUAACUUAAAUAUAAUUUUCUUAGAUUAAGAACUUUACUAAUGAACAAUGAUUUUCUUAGUAACAGAUGAAAUGUUAUUGGGAUCAGGACUUUGGACAAAAUUGACUUACAUUGGACAUUAAGAUAUAUAAUAAAAUUUGAACUACAUAAGUACCUAGAAAACUAUGUGCCUUGAUUCUAAUGAAGUGGGACUUAAAACUUAAGGUUCAGUUUUACUCCAAAUUUACUUAGAGAUUCUAAGAUUACAUCAUAAAGUUCCAGGUUUCCAUGUUCAGGUAGCAAAGUAAAAUAUAAAAUAUCAACAAAAUGUAGUUAAAAAUUUAGCUUUGGUUUUUUAAUCCUAUACUCAGGGAAAAUCAGUAAGUAAACUGUUGUUACUAAUAAUCAUUCUUAACAUUGCUAACCUCUGAGGUAGAUAACUGCAUGUAAGUGAAAGGAAUAGCAAAGAAAUUUCAGAGGUUCAAGUGCCAUGAAUGUAUUCUAAUGGAAAUGAAGGUAACAAUAUAUUAAAAUAUUUAUCCAUUUA